GUGACCCUGAGUGUUGAGAUCCUGCAGCAAUGCUGAGCAGGUUUCUAAGCCUGUGCUACCGGGAACUGGCCAAAAACUGGAUCCCUACAUCCAGCGUGAAGGGCACCGUGGGGGCCAUAGGAUGGCUAUGGGCCUCAGACUGGCCGCUGGUCCUGGACUGGGUGCCGUCCAUCAAUAGCAAGUUUAAGAAGGGUGAUUAGGCAGCCCCUCCUCCCCCCACAGUCCUCGCUGGUGUCACGCCCACUGCCUUAGAGACAGCUUAGCUCUGUGGAGGAUGCUGAGGAAGUCGCACACUGAGGAAGCCCACAUCACUCCAGGGGAGCAUCCGAAUUGAUGGA
Rattus rattus (black rat) is the source of this 338-nucleotide messenger RNA. Its product is annotated as cytochrome b-c1 complex subunit 10-like. Bases 30 to 200 code for a protein of 56 amino acids. The transcript has a single exon. NCBI's taxonomy places the organism in Eukaryota, Metazoa, Chordata, Mammalia, Rodentia, Muridae. The record is from RefSeq and is a predicted model, not a curated record. Gene Ontology annotation, biological process: mitochondrial electron transport, ubiquinol to cytochrome c. Gene Ontology annotation, cellular component: mitochondrial inner membrane.